AUGAAAGAAGAGACUGUUUCUGAGCCUCAGAAGGAAAUCAAAGUGACUUCGUCUGUUUUAGAAGCAUUCGAUUUACUUAAAGAUGCAAAAGAUGAGACGAAACUUAUCGGCGGCAGUAAAAUAAUUUCGCAGUUAGUAGUCAAUGAGAAUGAAAAGGACCUAAAGUAUGUUCUCAAAAGGCUUGUCAGGAGUUUGGGCGCUAAUAUACCAGAUAUGAGAACUGGUUACUUUGCUACCUUGGUAACAUUAUUAUCAAAAUUUGAACAGGUGUCUGUAGCACAACUACUAGAACUCGCCAAAAAAGAACUUCAUAGCAAUGGAUCUUCCAAAAGUGAGGUUGGUGAUGUUGCUCUUGGCCAGAUCUUGGUCUGCAGUGCACUAUUUCGCUCUGGCCGUAUUUUAAAAUGUACAACUGAAGAACAGAGUGAAGUUAUACAAUUGCUAUUAGCUAGUAGCAAGAAAAAGUCUUAUUUGAACACUGUAGCAUACCUCAUACUGCUAGAUUUUGUGAAUGGGGUGGAUGCUGAUCAAUUUGGGCAGGUCAUCUGGCCAUUAAUUAAGCCAGAAUUUAAAAGAGAUAUUAAAGAACAUUCUCUGGACUCUUUAUAUUUUUUGUUUGUUAUCAGCACAAAAUUCCCAGAUAAAGUAAAACUGAGGAAAUUAAUAGGCUCUCCUGAAAUUCUGUGUGAAGAUAAUAUCCACACAGUGUGCGAGAAAAUAAUGACUGGAAUAGACUUCAAUUCAGUUGGACAUCCCAUAUACAAAGAAAUCGCAAUAAAAAUUGCAAAUUCAUCUCACCUACAGCUGUUUUGGACCUCAGGUAUUGAUAGCCAACUGGUAAAACACAAUAGAAAUAGGGAACUGGUUGCAGUCAAUAUACUUACCACCAUACUUACCAAUAUACAUGAAAAUUAUGAAGUUAUACCAGAGUUAAUAAGCAGAAAUUUCUUCAAAUUGUUCAUGGAUUGGUUUAAAGGACUUCAAACUGCUAGCAAAAUCAGAAGCAAACGAGACAAUGAAGAUGACAACAAAUUGAUGAUUAAAAAACAAAAAGAACUUCUUAAUGCCUUAUGUAAAGCAUUAAAAUCAGAAAAAGUUGAUAAUACUGUAAGAGUUGAAGUACUUAAGAAAUUGCUUUUUACACCUGGUGAAAUAAAUUUCACAGAAAUAACUGGUACAACUAUUGUAAAAUCCAUUAUUGCUGAUCUAAAUAAGGAUGGCGUUAAAAAAAUGGCCAAGUUAUUUAAAGGGGUUCUCUUAAACACUUCUAAAAAAUCCAUAAAAGAAGAUGUUGAAAGGAAUUGGUACAAUAAUGAGAGAGUCAAAGCUGCAGAGUUAUUGUCUUACUUGGUGAGCCAUGAGUCUGUCAAAGAUGAUACAGAAUUUAAAUUAACAUACAUGAAGUUGUUAAUGUGUUUUGGAUUCUUCAAAGUUGGUGGUGAUGAAACUGUCCCAAUUAGCAUUGAGCUGUCUAGUUCAAUAAAAUCAUGUUUCUAUCGCUGCUUCACUUCUCGAUUUUCAAAUGUUGACAAUUUAGUCACAGUACUUUCAUCAUUAUGCAGCUUUAUAUGCAGUAUUCUCCAAAAGGAACAGAUUCGAGCAAAAAUAGAGAAACAGUUUCCACAAGAAAAUGUAGAUUGUUGGGAAAUGCUAAUGGAAGUGUGUCAAAAUAUAGAAAAGAAUGACAUAAAGUCCAAGGUUGACAAUGUUUUUCUUAUUUUAUUGUAUCAACUUGGACUUUUCUUAUUUUCUGAACCUGUGCAUGUAAAAAUUGCAAAAAGUUCAAUUAAGGAACUCAAAAGCUGUUAUGAGCAUUACAGAAAGGGGAAAAAAAAGAAACCAAAACUAGUAACAGAAGGAGACCUCACAAGUGAACCAGAAUGGAUUGAAGUUUUGGUUGAAGUACUUCUGUCCAUAUUAUCAGCAGAAUCAAGUGUUCUUCGAUCUGUUGUGCAGUGUGUCUUUAGACUGUUAUGGGAAUAUUUAACUCCUUCAUCAAUUGGUCAAAUAAUAUCAGUGUUAGAUCCUGAAAAUGAGUCUAAUCCACUAACACAUGAUGACUCAGGAUCUGAAAACGAAGAUGAUAGUGAUAUUGAAGAAAAAGAAAAUGGCAAUAAUAGCACAGACAGUGAUAAAGAAGAAGAGGAAGAAGAUGAUAGUGAUAGUCAAAUGGAAGAUGAUGAUGAAGAAGAUUUAAAAACACCUGAUCAAUUAAGGUUAGCUAUACAGAAAGCCUUAGGAUCAGCUGCCCCAGAAUCAGAAACUGAAAGUAUUGAUGCUGAUACAAUUGAUGAAAAAGAAGGCAAGAAACUUGAUGAAGCAUUAGCUGAGGCUUUCAAACAGUUCCGCCAGGGUAAGGGCAGGAAGACAAAAAAAGAUCGCAAGGAUAAAAAAACAUUGUCUGAUUUCCGAGUCAGAGUACUUGAUCUUAUUGAUAUUUAUUUAGAAAAAGACCCUUCAAUGGAUAUCUGUCUUGGAAUGAUUGCACCCCUCACUAGAUGCUUAGAAUUUUGCAUUCAAGAUCAGUUUACUGAAUUAGAGAACAGAGUAAGAAAAACUAUUAAAAACCUGGCUAAAGUAAGGAAAUUUUCCUCAGUUGAUGAUGUUAGUAUUGAAAUUUUAUGUGACUAUAUGAAAGCAACCAUUGAUAAAGGUGCAAGAUCCCACUUUUUGUUUCAAGCUCUUGGAGAUGUGAUUACCUUUUUUGCUACAUUUAUUAUUCAUUGUUCCUUAAAAAUUAAAUACCCGAAAUCACCGAAAAAAACAAAAUCUGCACCUGAUGUGAAUGGUCCUCUUCUAUCAAUUUUAAAAGAAUCACUCCAAAGCUACUUCCAAAAUCGAAACUGUAUGCUGCCAAUCAUUUUCUUCCACAACAUUCUCCAAACAGAGUGGAAUGGCAGCUAUGAAUUAGUGCCAGUAAUAAUUGAAAAUGUCUUUAACAAUGGUGUGAGGCAAUUCCGACGCAAUGAGGGACUAGAGUUGAUGGCAGGUUUUUUCCGGGCACUGAGGCGCAAUAAACCUAAUUCUGAAAAAGUAUUCAAUGAUUUGUUGUCUUUAGAAGCCAAGUUUGAAAAUGCUUUAAUACAGAUUAGCAAAAGUAACACAGAAUUCACCGUAAAAAAUAAUUUCCUCACAACAUUAAAAAAGUUAAUCAAUAUAAUUAAAUUAUUUCAUGAAAGUUGUAAAAUACAGACUAAUUUAGAUUUUAAGGCUAUGCUUGAGAUUGUUGGGUCGUGUAAAUGCUUAGUAAGCACUAACAAUAAACAAGUUACUGAAAAACAGAAUAAAAAAGCAAAGAAGAACAACAGGAAAAGAAAAAUAGAGCAAGUAAAUGGUAAAGCAGAACACCAGCAGCAGGUACCACGGGUAAAGAUAAAAAAGACCAGUGAAAUUGCUUAA
Messenger RNA from Arctia plantaginis, 3399 nucleotides. The record is from the annotation of a GenBank genome assembly. Lineage: Eukaryota; Metazoa; Arthropoda; Insecta; Lepidoptera; Erebidae.